This is a messenger RNA of Effrenium voratum, 471 nucleotides long. The record is from the annotation of a GenBank genome assembly. NCBI's taxonomy places the organism in Eukaryota, Dinophyceae, Suessiales, Symbiodiniaceae.
AUGCUGGCGGAGACCCAGGAGGAGACGCUCCUGGACGAGAUUGAGGACCCCCAAGAGCACGAGAAGGAGUGCACCAAGGAGCUCUUUAAGCGAGUUUGGAAGGUGAACGAGCACGUUGUCACCCGUCUCCGGGAGAGGACUGAACGAGCACUCGAGUACCUCGGCGCGGGCCGCGUUCCGCCUGGGAAGAAGGCGCAGCUCCCGGAGGGCACGCGCUGCGUGAACGCCUUCUGGGGCCUCGAGGCGCGGCAUAUCCCGCUGGCGCAGGGGGAGGAGUACUGGCCGCAGGGCUGCCUCACCUUGUCGGAGGGCUACGUCAAAUCCGGCUGGGAGCAGCCCUCGGAAGAGGAGUCACAUGGCACGACGAUUCGAUGUCAGGGCCGCAGCGGGCACUGGCGCGUCUUCGCCUCGCGGCCUUUUGAGGCCCAUGAGCUCGUGGAGGCGACGUCGUCGAGUCCGACGUCGGGGUGA